Molecule: messenger RNA, 693 nt
Organism: Rasamsonia emersonii CBS 393.64
Lineage: Eukaryota; Fungi; Ascomycota; Eurotiomycetes; Eurotiales; Trichocomaceae
Exons: 3
Coding region: 1-693 (230 amino acids)
Source: RefSeq, a predicted model, not a curated record
AUGUUCCUCGCCGUUUGGGUCCUUGCAGCCCUGGGCAUGGGUCAAAGUAAGUGUCACGAGUAUCAGAAUGUUAGUCCUGUGCAUGUUCUGAAGAUCUUUUCUGCAGACGAACUUGACAUUCGCGGAAUCGACGAAGCGGCCAUGAUUGAGAAGUUUCGGAAGGUUCUUGCUCGUGACAUUACCUCGACCGUCACCGUGCCCAGCUGCAUUGCCAUUCCCACUACAGAUUCCUCUGGUAGCUGGACUUCGGCGACGGUUGUUACUGUGACCAUUCCGGGGUCCUCCAUUCCUGGCGGAGACUCUAGCAUCCCGACUUCUUCUUUCCCUACUUCGAGCACGGAUACGGAUACUUCUAUCCCACUGCCGACUACUUGGCCUUUCCCUGGCACUACCAUCCCUGGGCUGCCGACUACUAUUCCUGGACUGCCGACUACCAUCCCUGGGUUGCCGACUACUAAUCCUGGACUGCCAACUACUAUCCCUCUGUCCGACACUACUGUCCCAGGGGAAUCUGGAAGUCUGACACUUCCCACUACUAUCCCGGGUACUAUCCCUCUGUCCGACACUACUGUCCCAGGGGAAUCUGGAAGUCUGACACUUCCCACUACUAUCCCGGGUACCAUGACCUCCAGCACCAUCUCCAGCUACUGCUUCAGCCCCAAGCCACCCAACCUCUCCUUCCACUGCCCCUAA